Molecule: messenger RNA, 2873 nt
Organism: Xiphophorus couchianus (Monterrey platyfish)
Lineage: Eukaryota; Metazoa; Chordata; Actinopteri; Cyprinodontiformes; Poeciliidae
Gene: haus6
Product: HAUS augmin-like complex, subunit 6
Exons: 16
Coding region: 311-2608 (765 amino acids)
Biological process (GO): spindle assembly
Cellular component (GO): HAUS complex; mitotic spindle microtubule
Molecular function (GO): microtubule binding
Source: RefSeq, a predicted model, not a curated record
ACAACAUCCGGGUAAUGAUUGGAAAAAUUGGCGGUUUGUGUUCGUGCUGCUGUCCUGUUCCUGUUUCUAACCGAGAAAGAUUGGAACAGAUGGCCUUCUAGACGUUGUUUUCAGUGGUUGUUAGUGCUACCGGGGCAAAAAUCGAUAUUGUGCUGGGUUUUAUUGUCAUUUCGAGUGGAUUAAAUGUUGUUUUUUUAACCUCACUUUUAACAGAGAGUAAACGCGUGAAGUUAUAGUUAGCUAACACGGUAGCUAGCCGUGGCUUGUGGGUGCUUAAAGAAGUCAAAGCAGAUUGCUCCAGCUCCGACCCAUGGCCAACUCGAUCCCAAUGCAGAAGAAAAACGGACAUUAUCUGUGGUUUGCUCUUCUCGGUUUGGGAUUUCAGCCAGUCAACAUCAAACAUCUCAACCUUGGACCGAAUAUGUUCAACAAACCGAACAAAGAGGCCUUCUACUUGGUAACCCGUUUCCUGUUGGAGAAACUCAAUCCUGUUCGCUUUCAUGAAUCGUACAGGCACUGCUGGCCUGUUGUGAAUCACAAAGCGGAUACUGAGUUCCGGAAGGUUACUUGUACCUGGCUGCGGGAAAUCAUGGAUGAAAUGGCCAACGCUGGAUCUAAAGUGGUGAUGUCAUUGUUUCUGUCCCCUGGUGGUCCCAAGUUCGUCAGCUUGAUGCUUUAUUUGGCCACCCAUGUGAUGCAGCAGGACAUGAAAACGUUUGUCACAGAUAAGAGUUGGGCUCCUGAGGCUGCAGCCAUGCCUGCAUCCACCCCACAUAUAGCAGUGGAAAGGCUGAAUCUCGUGCGCAGCAGGUUUUUGAAAGCCGCAGUGGAUCAGGAUCGUUUUCUCCAUGACUACCAAAGACGAGCUCAGGCCGUGGUUAAGUCCAUGAGAGACCUCAAAGUGGAUGGUUCCAAGUACGAUCAGCUCUUAAAGCAUCACGUUUCUGAAGCUCCCUGGGAUGCGGAUUCCUUCUCUGAGAAGAUUAAAAAGGUUCGUUCUUUGUGGUCAGCCAUUGAAGGAAUGCUCUCUGCUAUCAAGGAGCAGCAGACGGCAGUGGAAAGCGUUUUGAAAGGAGAUGUGGACCAGUACGUCCUAGAUGGGACAAACCGAGUCCUCAAGCUUCCUCGUUGUUUGCUGGACAGAAUCGAGCGUCUCCCACAUCAGUUAAUUUCAGGCAGUGUGUAUGAGGCGGGCCAGCUGAACCUCCUGUGUGUGAUGGAGCUGUUGAAUCACGCGCUGCAGCUCCUGAAGGAGGAGCGGAGUCGGGUCUCUCCUGCUGCAGAGCCCCCGCCCGCUGCGCGCCGCCUUCAGGAACAUUUCCACCAGAUGUCCCGGGUGCUGCAGGACCUGCACCUCAUCAGGCAGAAACUUUCCAAAGAGGAAAUUCCAGAAGUCAGGAGUGCCAUCGCAGAGCUUCAGGCCGAAUGGGACCAGAGGUGGAUGGAAACUCUGAAAGAAAAACCCCUCGUGUCUUUCCUGAAUGAAGAUCCUGCUCUCUGUUUCCUUUCACCGACGGCUCCGUUGUCUUUUGAACCGGCUCCUGAGGCUUCUUAUAGCCAUUGCGUCUUUUAUCAGUUUCCUGCAAAAUUUCUUGAAGACAAACCUGCAGAGAUCGAUUCGACGGAGGAUGUGAAAACGCGUCUUGACAUCAGAAGUCCAACUGUGUCCGGUUCCUCUGAACAUCCCGUCAUCCCUCAAGUAUCGAGGGCAAACGCGUCUCUGGAUUGGCUUUUUGACACUCCUGCGUCACCGCCUCAAAAGCCUUCAGCUGUCCCGCCUCCGGCCAACAUUUGCAAGACAACCCAUCAGAAGGUGGCGCCACUGAAGACAAAAACUGAGAUUUUAGACUUGGAGCAUGAAAACCUGGCUGAUCAGUUUGCAGACGCUGUAACUACGACCAGUCCUCCUGAGGCUGGAUUGAGGGGCUUGGAGGGUCUCCUCGGCAACUUUCAGAGGGAUCCCUUCACUGCUAGGACACAGCUGCCGCGCACACCGGAGAGCUUAAUAAUGGAUGUGAAAAGCUCCUGGAGAAGAGCCGUUGAAGAGGACGAAGCUAAAAAAGCAUACUGGUCGGCCGAGCUGCAGGACAGCAUAACGGACCGACUCAGUCCUGUCGGCCGGCUGCAGGACGCCAUCCCCGACGCUUCCGCCCAGACGCUCGCAGACCAGAGCAGCUCCUCUUUCUGCAAACAGCUCGUCUUCCCAAAGUCUCCUCCCCUCUGGGACACCUUGAACACCGAGGCCCACGACAGCCCGAGCGGCACCGGCAGCAGCGCCGUUCAGUUCAGCCUCGACUACGAAACCCUGCCUGAAAUGCCAAGCUGCGACAGUCUGGACCUCGAGGACGAAGCUGUGGCUCUGACGAGCGAGGAAGACGAAGAGGUGCUCGUCCCCACCUUAAAGAUGACGCUAAAGCAGACCUUACUGACCUCGCCAGAUUACAAGACAUCUCGUGUGGAGGACAGCUGGCUGGCUGAACCUGCAGCAUCAGAAGGGAAACGCAACAAGGUGUUUUCUCUGGACUCGCCGGAUUCACCGCCAACAAAGCAAGAAUACAGCCUGCCGACUCUGAUCACGUUCUCCCCGAUAGAUGACAUGAAAUGUUAGCUGCAUUUAAGAGAAACCUCCUUCUCUUUAAAAGUUUGGACUCUUUAUUCUAAUUUGUGUUGCACUUGAAAUAUGUAAGAAAUGUAUAUAACUGUAAAAAUUAAACAUCUGUUGCACUCUGGCUUGGCUCUAAUUUGGGCUGAGUGAAUAUUUCAUGAACUAGUUCAAUAAACAGAUUUGUUGAUUUAUAACUUCUAACCUUUCUCAUCCUAAGUAGCUCAAUGUGGAGGAAAAUGUGAAUAAAGUGAACUUUGCAAAUUUAAAA